AGACUUGUAGAUAAAAGCUUAGUGACUAAAUGAGACUAAACCUGUACGUUCAAGCUUCCAAAUAUCUCAGUGACAGUCUGGUUAACUCAAACCAAGCAGACAAAGCAGCCUGCUGAAGAAGCAAAUAAAUCGGCUGAUGUCCCCGAGAUGGUGCUGCCAACAGCGUCCGCAGAGUCUUGAAGGGCUCCUUCUCUUCCAGUGGCACAGUCUCUUCAACUAGGGUGGUUUGCAGCUGUUCGUACUUAAAAACAAGCAAGCAAGCAAACAAACAAACCUCAGUCACUUCCGAUCUCGCAGUCUUUACUUGGAGGGUGAGCCCAGCCCGCAGCAGCGAGGGGCUGGGAUGGCUGGCUGAGCUCAGUCUUUUUUCGACAGUGACUUUUGCUCAAACGCUUUGUUUUUCGGAACCUGCGUUUAAUCAGCACCUCUUACCUGCGCCGGGGCGGGGCGGGGACGGGGGAUGGCCCUGCCCUGCCCCGGGGCCACCUCACCGUCCUGGGGACGCCCAGGUUUGCAGGCGGCAGGCGAGGGAAGGAGAGGCGUCGCUGGGAGGAGCCGUCCGUGCCGGGGCAGUGGCGCCGCCGUCCCGCGGCUGCCGGGGCUGUCGGGGAGGCGGCAGCGGGGCUCCCCCGCCCCCGCGGAGCAGCUGCCCCUCGGCACUGAGCCUGGCGGGUCACCCUGCCCGGGCCGGCGGUCCCUGCACCGCCCAGGAGCCACAGCCCCUUCCAAGGGAAUCAUUCCAGGAAUACGUCGCAAUUUAAAUGAAGAGUGUUGGAAAAUGAUUUCUGCCGUGCCCGCUGAGGGAUGCCAGCGUUUCACAGAAACACGGCUAUCGUGAGAGUCGCAGUACUGUCACUAUAACCCGACGGGGCUAACCCAGCUCUUCCACACUGACUAGGGUGAAACUUUAUGGACAUGGCUUCGCAUACCUGGAAUUUUUUUUCCCCUCUGGAAAAUCUGGGCAAAGAUCACUAGAGCUGGUCUGUCCUGAAUGAUAAAGCUCCAUAGGUCGAUUGAGUGCUCAAGAUGUGGACAGAAUGGCUGGGAAAAGGGAGAAAUUUAGCUGUUUAUCAUGGCAGAAUGUGGGAAACAUGACAGCAAAAACACUGUUUUCAUGUAACAUUGCAACAGCAUUUCUGUCUUUAAUUAUUGCAAAGAAAUGUGAAGCCUAUGAUGUGAUGUUGAGGCAAAGUCUUGUGCUUGAUGGGCAGCCUCUUGCUAUUAAAUGUUCACUGGAAAAGAGCUUGAAAAGUGGAGACUACAACUUAACAUGGUAUAAAGUUGGAAACCAGACAGCUGUGCCUAGAGACAAACUGUCUAGAAUUCAUCAGGAGAAGAAUUUAAUUUGGUUUCUUCCUGCAAUGUUAGAAGAUUCUGGAGAUUAUGAAUGUGUCAUAAGAAAUUUGACAAGCUGCAAGAAAAUGUGUACAAAAGUAACAGUUUUCAAGAGGAUUGAUGGUUUAUGCUUAAAUGAAAAAUUUGCUGUAGAGGAGGUGAUAUUCACAUCAUCAUCUGCAAAGGUUGUGUGUCCGCACUUGGAUUAUUUCAGGAAUGAGAAGAUUAUUCAGCCUGUUCGUUGGUAUAAGGACUGCCAGCUGCUGGAAGGAAAAAGGUUUGCCCUCUCAAACCGUGACCUUAUAAUUUUUAAUGUGACUGUACAUGAUCGAGGAAACUAUACGUGUGAAACAGCAUAUACCUACAAUGGGAAACAAUAUAACAUUUCACGAGACAUCAGUCUGAUUGUAGAAGUGACCCCACCAAAAAAGCCUCCAGAAAUAUUUUACCCAAGAAACAACUCCAUUGAAGUGGAACUCGGCUCACAGGUUACUGUGGAUUGCAAUACAACAGGUGCUGAUGGGUAUGAGGUGUAUUGGACAGGCAACGGUGUGUAUAUUGAUGUAUUUUAUAUGAGCAGAAUUUUUGCAAGUCCCUAUGAGGGAGAAACUUCUUACGAUGGGCGCCCCAUGCAUUCUGUGAAGCUAAUAAUUUCAGAAGUGAGCAGUGAAGAUUAUGAGCAGCCAUUUGUCUGUCAAGCUUCAAAUGCCUUUGGGCAAGUUGCAUCCUAUAUUAUAAUAAAACACAAAGUUCCCGAUAUACAAAGAUGGCUGACUGGAGGGCUUGUGUCUUUGUUAAUUUUAACAUUUAUUACUUUAAUAAUCUACAAGAUGUUCAAGAUUGAUUUGAUGCUUUGGUACCGUAAUUCUGUCUGUGCCCUUACAAGUAAGGAAGAUGGUAAAAUCUAUGAUGCAUAUGUCCUGUACACAAAAAGCAGCGAAGGCAGAAGUGUCUGUUGUCUGGAAACCUUUGUUCGUAGAAUACUCCCAGAUGUUUUAGAAAAACAGUGUGGAUAUAACCUUUUCAUAUUAGGAAGGGAUGAUUUACCAGGAGAAGCUGUGGUCAGUGUUGCUGAUGAAACCCUUAAGCAAAGCAGAAGACUGAUGAUUAUUUUGGGAUCAGAAACAUCUAGCUGCUGCCUGUUAGAAGACACCUCUGAGCAACAACUAGCUAUGUAUAAUGCUCUCAUCCGUGAUGGGAUUCAAGUGAUUCUUAUAGAAAUGGGUGAAAUACAGGACUACACAAUCAUGCCGGAAUCAAUCAGAUACAUUAAGCAAAAGCAUGGAGCUAUCCAAUGGAAAGGGGACUUCUCAGAGAAAUCUUGUUCAGCAAAUACAAGAUUCUGGAAAAAUGUGCGCUAUCAAAUGCCAUCCAGGAAAAAGGUACCUUAUUCUGAAGUGUAUUUGUUGCCCUUAACUUCAAACAGUUCUGCAGCAAAAGGAAAUUAAGAAGCACUUAUUUAAAUAAUAAUGAGAAAGUAGUUCUGAAUUGGGAUGUUUCUUUCACAGUCUUUAUAUUACAAAGUAAAUGUUUUCUUUGAGGAGUAAAAACUUCUCAUCCCUUCCAUAAAUUACACCCUAAUAAAAACCUCUGUGCAACUUUAUUUCUGUUAUGGAUUUUGGAUAGUGACACAAUUUGUUAUGUUAGUCUCCAUCAGAUAUUAGAAGUAAACAUGGUGAUGUUUUAGGCUAUUAACUAGUUGUGGUCCACAUAAAUGUUGUAUGAAGAAACAGCUAUGAAGUCCCUUCUUUAAAAAUUAAAAAUGCAGUUGAUAAAUUAAAAGUCUAUUUCUGUCAUCAGCA
Molecule: messenger RNA, 3137 nt
Organism: Corvus hawaiiensis (hawaiian crow)
Lineage: Eukaryota; Metazoa; Chordata; Aves; Passeriformes; Corvidae
Product: interleukin-1 receptor type 1-like
Exons: 13
Coding region: 1038-2783 (581 amino acids)
Biological process (GO): regulation of inflammatory response; signal transduction
Molecular function (GO): interleukin-1, type I, activating receptor activity
Source: RefSeq, a predicted model, not a curated record